This is a messenger RNA of Tremella mesenterica DSM 1558, 1338 nucleotides long. RefSeq lists its product as uncharacterized. The record is from RefSeq and is a predicted model, not a curated record. The transcript is spliced from 2 exons. Bases 1 to 1338 code for a protein of 445 amino acids. Lineage: Eukaryota; Fungi; Basidiomycota; Tremellomycetes; Tremellales; Tremellaceae.
AUGGCCUCAGAGAUGAUUUACAUCCCUCCAGAAGUCAUCCUCGCCAUCGGUCAUCAUCUUCACGAUCAAGAUCGUCUCGCCACCCUAGCAGUACUGGCAAGUACCAAUCAAGACAACCACCAACUUCUCUUACCUCUUCUCUACCGAUCCGUCGACAUUCUCUCUGAUAAAAUGUUGUCCAGGUUCAUCCUCGCUCACUUUCGACUCUCUGCUUCUUCACCCUCUCUGCCCAUCAAAUCAACAGAAGAAUCCCUCAAUACCAUCCAAGCGAGGCCUUACCCUGCUGCUGCCACGCCUUCGGACAAAGCUUCCAAAUCCCAGAUCUUCUCAAGGACCAAAUCGAUGGCUGACGAUAAAGAGGAUACUCAACCGUUCUCAGGAUCUUCCGAACGAACACCUUCUACACAUCCAGUCGAAGAGCCCUCUUCACCUCAUUCACACCCUUUCGCCCUCACUCUAGUCCAUAAACUCAAACUCCACGAAACCCUUUCUCCCUCGACCUCCGCCCUCAUACUUUCCCUCCCAUCCCACGUUUUCCCUAACGCAACGUAUCUAUCUAUCUCAAAGUCCGUUAUCUAUUCACUGAAAUGUCGUGCGGGUCUCAUCCACCUUCUCCCAGUCCGAACCCUCUGUCUCCGCCGCGACCCUCCACGAGGUUUAGUGGUCGCUAGUGGUCCUACAGUCGACAAAUACCCACCACUCUGGUUUUACCGACUUGCGAAAUAUUGGGCAGGUUUGGAAGUGGUGUACUGGCAUUUUCGACCCGCGAUACCGGUCAUCAGGGUGAAGAAUUAUGCAGCGGAACGAACCGUGGGAAUGGAGCAAGAAUGGUCCAAUGAGGACUGGGCUACUACAUGUGCCUGCGUUUUGAGGAUGGACGGUGGUUAUGCUUUGUGGCCUGAUCACCUACUUCCCUCAGCCAGAAGCGAAGAUAUAAAAACAAAAGUGGUGCUCUGUGGGAAAGCCAAUCAGGCUUUAGCCAUUUCAACAAAAGCAAAGAUGUCCUCAAGCUUUCGCCGCGAUGUUGAGGACCCCUUCUGGCGACCCGCCUGGCCGUCGGACCGAGCCUUCGAUUCAGAUGGAAUAUUGAGGAUCUUGGAGUUUACGUCCAACGCUUGUUGCACUUCCAAGGAUGUCAGGGUACACCUUAUAAGGGAGCUCGAGACUGCUAGGCAGAUCUCGAGUAUUGAGCCUUUUAGUGAGGACGUUAUGAUGCAGGUCCCUUACUGCACCUGUAACAAAGGAUCAUAUGAUUUGAUUCGUGCAUCAAAUGGUGUGACGAAACCUGAGAGAUCAUAUGAGCAAGGGGGACCCUUCUUCCAGGUUGGGACAGCCUGA